AUGAGUGAACAGACACUCAGAGGCUAUAGGCCUCUUGCACCUCGCACCAGGCUGCUCGGUGGAAGUGGAGGGGAAGGCGGAGAUGGAGCAGGAAGUCCUGGCGGAAGUGCCCCAGAAGAGAAACGGAUGAGGCGAGCAUCGACAGCUUGUACGGAGUGUCAAAAACGCCGGACUAGGUGUACCGGCCCACCUCAUUGCACCGAAUGUUCAACCCACGCCCGCGAAUGUGUCUUUGAUGAAGCCGCCGACAGACGCCGCAAGGCAUCCGCCAAGCGAAUUCAGGAUCAAUUGGACCAUUUCAGGUCAUUUCUGGAUGAUCUCAUCGGCCUUAUCCGAGACAGUGACGGUCCGACGGUGCAAUUGAUCGUCAAUACCAUACGAUCGGGAUCAACCCCUGGAGAGAUUCGAGAUUCUCUUACCCGUCUAUUGGAAGAUGAUCAUCAAACCAACUCCCACAUUUCAGGCACACACGACUCACACCUAAACCUAAACAUCACUCCGAACAAUAACAUGGGCAAUUACUUCAACCCCCCUGGCUGA
Messenger RNA from Penicillium concentricum, 540 nucleotides. RefSeq names its product Zn(II)2Cys6 transcription factor domain-containing protein. The transcript has 2 exons. Lineage: Eukaryota; Fungi; Ascomycota; Eurotiomycetes; Eurotiales; Aspergillaceae. The coding region runs from base 1 to 540 and encodes 179 amino acids. The record is from RefSeq and is a predicted model, not a curated record. Gene Ontology annotation, biological process: regulation of DNA-templated transcription. Gene Ontology annotation, molecular function: DNA-binding transcription factor activity, RNA polymerase II-specific; zinc ion binding.